This is a messenger RNA of Haplochromis burtoni (Burton's mouthbrooder), 844 nucleotides long. Its product is annotated as programmed cell death 1 ligand 1. Gene Ontology annotation, biological process: positive regulation of T cell proliferation; negative regulation of T cell proliferation; T cell costimulation. The record is from RefSeq and is a predicted model, not a curated record. Gene Ontology annotation, cellular component: external side of plasma membrane. Lineage: Eukaryota; Metazoa; Chordata; Actinopteri; Cichliformes; Cichlidae.
AAUAAACUAAGUUAAAAUUACUUAGUAAAAAAAAAUAUGUAGAUGUUGUAAUAAUAGCAUUAAAGUUGUCAUAGCUCUAAAUAGCAUGAGGGUGAAGCCUAUAUUUGAACACAAGACUUUUAGUUAGUGUAACACUUGGUCUUUAGAGACAAAUGUCUGCCUUUACUUAUUGCUUCUCUCUGUCCUGCAUGUCCUUUUCUUUGCCUCUAGAAUUUAGAGAUAAUUUGGAUGGUGGUUAUUCCAAGAUAAAUCUUCUCCUGGAAUAAUUUUGCUACAAUGGUUUUUUAAAUUUCAUUAUUUGAUUUCAUGUAUUAUUUAUAUUGUUAUUGUUUUUAAUCCACAAAGCUGGUGUCACGUGAUGCUGGAAGUGCUCCUUUGUUUUUUCUUCCUCUUCCUCUUUCAUUGUGUGCUUAGUGAAAUGUAACGGUAACAUGAGCACGGUCUCCUCUACUGUGUUUUGGUGGAUUAUAAUCUCUGUGUGGAUGUUGAUGACUUCCAGAGGAGAUACUGAGGUUUCCUGUGUUUUAAUGCAGAAAUGCAUGCUGCCAUGCAGUUCCCAGGAUGUCACUCAAAUUAUCUCCAGUCCAAAAAGUCAACAUUCAGCAAACUGGAAACCAGAUGACCUGCAGCUCAGAGGGACUCUACCCUAAACCUAAUCUCACCUGGACCACCAGCCCUCCAUCCAACAUGUCCCUCCAGUAUAAAACCACAGCCCAGGAGACUCAACAGCUUCUUUACAACAUCAAUAGUUCUCUGAUGGUGUCAGAGAGAGUUAAAGAUCUGGACUACAGCUGCACUAUCAGCACACACAGAAACAGGAAGCGAGCCACUUUGAGUCGAGCAU